This is a messenger RNA of Sorex fumeus (smoky shrew), 1265 nucleotides long. RefSeq names its product ATPase H+ transporting V1 subunit E1 (gene ATP6V1E1). The record is from RefSeq and is a predicted model, not a curated record. The coding region runs from base 79 to 759 and encodes 226 amino acids. Gene Ontology annotation, cellular component: proton-transporting two-sector ATPase complex, catalytic domain. Gene Ontology annotation, molecular function: proton-transporting ATPase activity, rotational mechanism. NCBI's taxonomy places the organism in Eukaryota, Metazoa, Chordata, Mammalia, Eulipotyphla, Soricidae. Gene Ontology annotation, biological process: proton transmembrane transport. The transcript is spliced from 9 exons.
GUUUUUCCUUCUCACUGCUGCCCGUUGCUUAGGCCGUGACUCGAGCCGGUUGCCCGCUCGCCUACCGUCCCUUUCGCUAUGGCCCUCAGCGAUGCUGACGUGCAAAAGCAGAUAAAGCAUAUGAUGGCUUUCAUUGAACAAGAAGCCAAUGAGAAAGCAGAAGAAAUUGAUGCAAAGGCAGAAGAAGAGUUCAACAUUGAGAAAGGCCGUCUGGUGCAGACCCAAAGACUAAAAAUUAUGGAAUACUAUGAGAAGAAAGAAAAGCAGAUUGAACAGCAGAAGAAAAUCCAGAUGUCCAAUUUGAUGAAUCAAGCAAGACUCAAAGUCCUCAGAGCAAGAGAUGACCUCAUUACAGACUUACUGGCUGAAGCAAAACAAAGACUCAGCAAGGUGGUAAAAGAUACAAACAAGUACCAAGUGCUGCUGGAUGGACUGGUCCUCCAGGGUUUAUACCAGUUGUUAGAGCCCCGAAUGAUUGUACGUUGCAGAAAACAGGAUUUCCCUCUGGUAAAGGCUGCUGUGCAGAAAGCAAUCCCUAUGUACAAAAUAGCCACCAAAAAAGAUGUGGAUGUUCAGAUUGAUCAGGAGGCCUACCUGCCUGAGGAAAUAGCUGGUGGAGUUGAGAUCUAUAACGGGGAUCGUAAAAUAAAGGUUUCCAAUACUCUGGAAAGUCGGCUGGACCUCAUAGCCCAGCAGAUGAUGCCAGAGGUACGGGGAGCCUUGUUCGGUGCAAAUGCCAACAGGAAGUUUUUGGACUAAGCUGGGAGGUGGCAUUCUCUGUUGUCCUACUUCAGAGAUAAUGGAAGUUUCUGAUGUUUGAAAAAACCAAGCUAUAUAGAUAGCUUCUUCUUUCCUGUUCUGAUAUUCUGUAUUUAUCAGUAGCUACCCUUCUGUUGCUCAUACUCUUGCCUGAAAUGUCAACAGUGGGAGGAAGUUUCAUUUACUCUAAUCAGGAACACUACCACUAGCUUAUUUAAAGAAGCGACAUGGCUUUCAGUGACCCUCUCUCAUGGAGGGGGUGGUCGGGUGGUGGUUCGGUGGUGGUUGCAUGAACCUCACCAGUUUGUCUACUCUUUCUCUGCUUCCUGUUUUCCAGUCUAGCGAUCGAGGUUUGUGGUUUUCUCUGUCCUUAAAGGCUUAAAAUGCAUGGAGUAUAGUAGCUUCACUGUUAACUUUUGGGCCUAGACCUUUUCCUGUCUAAAUGUGAUUUAAAAAUCUAAGCCACAAAUAUGCUUUAUUUAUUAAAACAGAAGGUUUAUGUGGAA